This is a messenger RNA of Pyricularia grisea, 303 nucleotides long. RefSeq lists its product as uncharacterized. NCBI's taxonomy places the organism in Eukaryota, Fungi, Ascomycota, Sordariomycetes, Magnaporthales, Pyriculariaceae. Bases 1 to 303 code for a protein of 100 amino acids. The transcript has a single exon. The record is from RefSeq and is a predicted model, not a curated record.
AUGGAUGAACUAACGAGUAUAGAAGAGCUGAAAAGGCAGCUGCGAGAGGCAGAGCAGCGCGCGGGCGUGUUUCGGGCAAUAGUGGAAAGGUUGACGGUGCCCUCGCGCAUACGCAUGGAUUUAGCCCUCGCCAGCAGGUUUUGCCAAUGGCUCCUGCUUCUCGCAUACACCUGCCGCACCUCGUCGAGCGUCGGAAUUACCGAGUCCUCGGCGGCGAAUAUUGGAUCGGAAGAAGACGAAAGGCACGCGGACGAGCCCGAGCCCCAUUUUGAACCAUUAUCGCCAUUUGGGGAAACGCAUUGA